This is a messenger RNA of Penaeus indicus, 1411 nucleotides long. RefSeq names its product haloacid dehalogenase-like hydrolase domain-containing protein 2. Gene Ontology annotation, molecular function: phosphatase activity. Gene Ontology annotation, biological process: dephosphorylation. NCBI's taxonomy places the organism in Eukaryota, Metazoa, Arthropoda, Malacostraca, Decapoda, Penaeidae. The transcript has 5 exons. The record is from RefSeq and is a predicted model, not a curated record. The coding region runs from base 54 to 854 and encodes 266 amino acids.
UCCACGUAAACAAACCCUCCUUCAGCCUGCGAGUUGGAACAUUUUGACCAUUUAUGAACAAAUUUCUCACAAUGUCUAAACGUAUUGGUGCAGUUCUGAUCGAUCUGAGUGGAACCAUUCACGUAGAGGAUGCUGUUAUCCCAGGUUCCAUUGAAGCUCUGAAAAAGCUAAGAGCAACUGAUAUCAAAAUCAAGUUUGUUACAAACACAACCAAAGAAUCCAAGAGAAAACUACAUGAACGACUAACUAAAAUAGGGUUUGACAUUCACAAAGACGAAAUAUUCACAUCACUAACUGCUGCCCGUCAGCUGAUAGACAAGAGAAAUUUGCGGCCAUACACGCUGAUUGCAGACGCAGCCGAAGAGGAAUUUUGCGAUCUUCCCUCUGAAAAUCUCAAUGCAGUUCUGGUUGGGUUAGCUCCUGAGAAGUUUAAUUAUGAACAUUUAACAACAGCAUUUAGAUACAUUUUGGAAGGAGCUCCACUAAUAGCUAUACAUAAAGCACGCUAUUAUAAGCGAAGCGAUGGACUGGCUUUGGGUCCUGGAGCCUUUGUAGCAGGAUUAGAGUAUUCAACAGGAUGCAAGGCAGAGGCAGUGGGAAAACCAGAGGCGACAUUUUUCAAGAGUGCGCUCGAGGACCUAGGUUGUGAGCCGGCUGAAGCUGUGAUGAUUGGUGAUGACGCUCGCGAUGACGUGUGUGGAGCUAUGCAAACUGGCCUCUAUGGGAUCCUUGUUAAAACGGGCAAGUAUAGGGCCGGAGAUGAGGACCUUGUCGACCCCAAACCUACCUUUGUGGCGGACGAUUUUGCCCACGCGGUUAAUCACAUCGUUGAGUCCUUUACAAUGAAGCAAUAGCGUGUGAUUUUUUUUUUUCUUUAAUGUCCUUUUUUUUUUCUUUUAUUCCGUAAAAAUGAAUUUCAGUUGAAUUACCUCAUGUUUUAUUCCUCAGUAUUUUUUUUUAUAAUUUUUGUAUCUUUUAAUGUUGUUAUUUAAUCUGCAAUUAAUUUAUUACCAGUAUAAAUGUAUAAUGUAUAAAUGUAUAAAUGUAAUGUAUUACCAGAGGCAAGACAGGAAUUUAAUGCGAAAAGACAGUCAAAAGAAAAUUUCUGGUUAUUUAGGAAUUGUAGAAAAGAAUAUGCUUGAAAUAUUUAUGGCAGAACCACUUAAUGUAUUCCAAUUAUAAUUUAUCUUCUUAUUACCUAAUAGCAUUCUGACAGUUAGUUUAUUAUUAUUAUUGUAUUCAUCAUAAUGGCAUUAAUAAUUUUUUUUAGUUACUGUUGCUGAUUUCCUAUUGAUGUUAUUAUGGUUCUAGAUUUUUGUCAUAAAAAAAAAGUGAGAUAUAAAAAAAAUCAUUUGUUGUAUAUAUCAAUGAAUUUUAUAUCAAACUGCACAAAUAUAUUGUACAUUACAUU